Molecule: messenger RNA, 2632 nt
Organism: Rhodamnia argentea
Lineage: Eukaryota; Viridiplantae; Streptophyta; Magnoliopsida; Myrtales; Myrtaceae
Product: cyclic nucleotide-gated ion channel 1
Exons: 8
Coding region: 247-2397 (716 amino acids)
Biological process (GO): transmembrane transport; monoatomic ion transport
Cellular component (GO): membrane
Molecular function (GO): monoatomic ion channel activity
Source: RefSeq, a predicted model, not a curated record
CGCUUCCAUCGCCCCCGCUCGGUUCCUCCUCCCGAGCUUUUCUCCUCCUCCUUCUUCUUCUUCUUCUUGUUCGCCUCUCUCUUCGGGCGUCUGAUGCCGUCGGCUCGAGUCGUCGCUGAUCGUGUCCGGUUCUGGUUCGGCGCUUGAGCUAGAGCCAGUUCAGUACAUGGAGAGGAUCUCGGACUCUGACAGUGUGUUGCUCGGGAUUUCUUAAUUGGUGACGGUGUACUGUAACCAUUCGGAGAAAUGGAUUAUCCAUCAGAGAAAUUCGUAAGACAUUUUUCCAGGUUUCAGCCCCAUAGUUCUGAUAAAGCUAAUGAAAGGAGAUAUGGUGGAAAUAUAGGAUUACGGACAGGGAAAUUUAGAAAUGUCCUAAGUUCUGCCUCAGAGAAGUUUCAGCAAGGCUUCGAAUUUGGUUCUGGACGUAUAAAACAUAUUGGAAAAUCUUGGAAAUCGUGUUCUUUUACUACCAUCCUGGCGAAGGUAUUGCGAUCCAGAAAGAGAGUUCUCGAUCCCCAAGGUCCAUUUCUUCAGAAAUGGAAUAAGAUAUUUGUGCUUUCGUGCAUUCUUGCUGUGUCAUUGGACCCCCUGUUCUUCUAUGUUCCUAUUAUUGAUGAUCAGCGGAAGUGCCUUGGCUUGGAUAGAAAGAUGGAGAUUACAGCCAGUGUGUUACGUUCCUUCACAGAUAUCUUUUACAUCCUGCAUAUCAUCUUUCAAUUCAGCACAGGCUUCAUUGCACCAGAUUCUCGAGUGUUCGGAAGAGGUGUUUUAGUUGAAGAUACAUUGGCUAUAGCAAAGAAGUACAUAGCUUCGUACUUUCUAAUUGACAUUCUCGCGCUCCUUCCUCUUCCCCAGGUUGUGAUUUUGAUUGUUAUUCCAAAACUGAGGGGUUCGAGAUCCUUGAAUACGAAGAACUUAUUGAAAUUUAUAGUUUUCUUUCAAUACAUCCCAAGGGUUCUUCGUAUAUACCCAUUGUACAAAGAAGUAACAAGAAGUUCAGGCAUCCUCACAGAGACUGCAUGGGCUGGAGCCGCGUUUAAUCUUAUCCUGUAUAUGCUUGCUAGUCAUGUUAUGGGUGCCUUUUGGUACUUAUCCUCAAUAGAACGAGAGACCACAUGCUGGCAGCAAGCAUGUCAUCAAAAUGUAUGCAACAGUGUUUCUCUGUAUUGUGAUCACCCUAACCAGACAGUCAAUGCAUUCCUCGAUACUUCUUGCCCUAUACAGACACCAAAUACUACUUUAUUUGAUUUUGGAAUAUACCUGAAUGCCCUUCAAGCUCGUGUUGUGGAGUCAACCGAUUUUCCACAGAAAUUCUUUUUUUGCUUUUGGUGGGGACUGCAGAAUCUGAGUUCUCUUGGUCAAAACCUUAAGACAAGUACAUAUGUCUGGGAAAUCUGCUUUGCAGUUUUCAUUGCCAUCGCUGGCUUGGUGUUGUUUUCUCUUCUCAUUGGAAAUAUGCAGACAUAUUUGCAAUCAACGACGACAAGAUUGGAGGAGAUGAGAGUGAAAAGAAGAGAUGCGGAGCAGUGGAUGACCCACCGUCUGCUGCCUGAGAAUUUGAAAGACAGGAUUAGGAGGUACGAACACUACAAAUGGCAGGAAACCAGAGGUGUUGAUGAAGACAAUCUACUACGCAAUCUACCCAAGGAUCUUAGAAGGGACAUCAAAUGCCAUCUCUGUUUGGCUCUUCUCAUGAGAGUGCCAAUAUUUGAGAAAAUGGAUGACCAACUGUUAGAUGCAAUGUGCGACCGUCUUAAGCCAGUUCUUUACACGGAGGACAGCUAUAUCGUUCGGGAAGGGGACCCAGUUGAUGUGAUGCUCUUUAUCAUGCGAGGCAGGCUAUUGACCACAACGACCAAUGGUGGGAGGACGGGAUUUUUCAACUUGGAAUAUCUCAAAGCUGGUGACUUUUGUGGAGAAGAACUUCUCACAUGGGCACUUGACCCUCAUUCCUCGGCGAACCUCCCGAUCUCGACAAGAACAGUCCAAGCCUUAACAGAAGUGGAAGCUUUUGCCCUGAUCGCUGAUGACCUUAAGUUUGUCGCCUCUCAAUUCCGGCGGCUUCACAGCAAGCAGCUACGACACACUUUCAGGUUUUACUCACAGCAGUGGAGGACAUGGGCAGCUUGUUUUAUACAAGCCGCGUGGAGACGUUACACGAGAAAGAAGCUGGAAGAGUCUCUUCAAGAGGAGGAGAACAGGUUACAGGAUGCUCUGGCGAAAGGUGGUGGGAGCUCACCAAGUUUAGGUGCCACCAUCUAUGCAUCCCGUUUUGCAGCAAAUGCCCUUCGUGUCUUACGAAGUAAAGGGUCGAGGAAGGCAAGGAUGCCAGAGAGAAUACCUCCAAUGCUACUUCAGAAGCCGGCAGAGCCCGACUUUACUGCUGAAGAGCAAUAGUUGGUAGUAUUCAGUCAUUUAUGUGAUGCUGCUGUAUAGAAAUGAAAAUUUCAUUGCAUUAGAGCACUGUCGCCUCGCUUGCAUAGGUCUGUGUAUACGUCUUUUUGGUAUUUUAAAUGCGGUCACUGCUGCCGUUAUUCGUUGUAUGGAAUUAAGACAGGUGAUCAAACCGAAUUCUGUGCAAUCAAUCUGAACUUUAUUUCGCAGUGAAAAAAAAAAAAUCGGUGAGAUUUAU